Micropterus dolomieu (smallmouth bass) is the source of this 2156-nucleotide messenger RNA. Its product is annotated as carbohydrate sulfotransferase 15-like. Lineage: Eukaryota; Metazoa; Chordata; Actinopteri; Centrarchiformes; Centrarchidae. Gene Ontology annotation, molecular function: N-acetylgalactosamine 4-sulfate 6-O-sulfotransferase activity. The transcript is spliced from 8 exons. Bases 393 to 1994 code for a protein of 533 amino acids. Gene Ontology annotation, biological process: hexose biosynthetic process. The record is from RefSeq and is a predicted model, not a curated record.
GAGCUCAGUCAGCUGGAGACUCCGGGAAGUCUCGCAUUUCCGCGACAAAUUGCAGACGGCGUUUGUCAACAUGUGAACACCGUUCAUGCUGAGGAUACGUUCCCAUUUAUUUCACUCAACGUUUCAUGCAGACACCUGUCGGGACGUUUUAAUCGCCUUGAUUGGUGGUCAUCAUGGAUCGUGAGCGGCUAAAGAGGCGCCUGGAUUAAACCCACUCAACUCCAGUGAGAGGAGGAAAUGAUGAAGACUGGGGAGCAUGUAAGGAAUGAAGAAAAAUGAUGAACUGCAUGAUGAAUGGACACAUAAGGACACACAACCUCCUGUAGGUGAAGCUCUGAAAGAAGAAUUUCCCAGCUCCAUUUUCUACGUGCCUACUCUGCUUGUAUGUCAGUAUGUCACUAUCAGACUGCAUAAAUGGAAGCAACACCCAAACAGACCACCAUUACAGCCUCCACAGCUUGCCCAUGGCUGAAAACUAUGGGAAAAGGACAUUUUUUGACUUCAAUCACACAAAUGUGCCCGAAACUCUGGAUGUCAAGUGGGUGCCCCUCUUGUCAUUGUCUAACCUGAGGAGCAUCUCAAAAGUCAAAGUGGUUAGCUUCCUGAUUGGCUUGACACUGACGUUCCUGAUCAUGGCUUCCUACAUCCUGACAUGGGACAAGAAACGACUUUUGCUCACCCCCUCACCCUUUCAGCUCAGAUCUGUGGGUGUCCCAAACAGCACAGCAACAGCUGACGAUUCUUCUGAAAAGAUUUUAAUAGACAUGAAACUGCUGGUGAAAAUCAUCAGCUCCAAACUGGAAUACAAACCUAGGAACGUGCCUGAUGAAAAGGAUGUCAUUGAAACGGACUCCCAUUUGUUUUCUGUAAUUCCUCGCCAUUUCCUGCCCAGCAUCAAGAGCCCUUGCUGGUAUGAGGAGUUCUCCAGUAAACUUGGCAAUGACCUGUACAGGAGGAACCUCUUUACUCUGCGCUCAAAGAGCUUCAGGGGAGUGUGUGACCGCCUGAGGACCAACUUCCAACAGCACUUAUACCACAGAAACGGCAAAGUGUUUCGUCUUCGCUGCUUGCCGUUCUUCUACAUCAUCGGCCAACCAAAGUGUGGCACAACGGACUUGUUCCACAGGCUGCUGCUGCAUCCGGAAGUCAAGUUCAACACGAUGAAGGAGCCACAUUGGUGGACGAGGAAACGCUUUGGUUAUAUCCGUUUCAAAGACGGCUUCCAGGAAAAAUUUCCUGUGGAAGAUUACUUGGAUCUGUUUGACUUGGCAGCCUACAACAUCCAAGAAGAAAUCAGUGGAAAUUCAUCUGGAGACCACCACACACUCCAGCUCAUAACAGGUGAAGCCAGUGCGUCCACUAUGUGGGACAACCAAGCCUGGAGCUAUCUUCACGGAGACAGGGAGGAGACAGAGCCCCCGUUCCUGGCCCAGGACUUCAUCCACACAGUCCAGCCUGGUGCCAAAAUAAUCAUCAUGCUUAGAGAUCCUGUAGAGAGGCUUUAUUCUGACUACCUGUACUUUAAGAUGGCCAACAAGUCAGCAGAGGACUUCCAUCAGAAGGUCAUAGAGUCUGUAAAGUUGUUUCAGUCCUGCCUGUCUGAGAGGUCACUUAGGUCCUGCAUCUACAACACCAGUCUCUCCAACACCAUGCCGGUGAGACUAAAUUUGGGGAUGUACAUCAUCUUCUUACUGGACUGGCUGACAGUUUUCCACAGGGAGCAGAUUCUAGUUCUCCGACUAGAGGACUAUGCAGCCAAUCUUAAAGUGACAAUCAAGAAAGUUUUUGAUUUUCUGAGUGUAGGUCCCCUGUCGAAGCAGGUAGAGGCAGCACUGACCAAACGGCCCAUGUCUAACACUCGGCGGGCGGCAGACAGGAACCUGGGUCCUAUGCUUCCCGCCACCAGAGACCUCCUCAGGGAAUUUCACCAGCCCUUCAACCAUAAACUGGCCAGUGUGUUGGACAACAAAGCCUUCCUCUGGAGUAACACCUGAAGGGUCAUGAGCAUGGGCAAAAUGUGGACAGAUGUGAAUGACCAACCAGAGCUGAAAGCUACAUCAGGAAUGCCUAUUGAUAGAAAUGAAUUACAAAAGGGAGAACUCAUACGCCGGUGUAUAGUUGUAAAUGGAAUUAUAUGAAGCUCUGAAUAAGUGUGA